AUGUCGGACGAGCAGGACGCGGAGGCCGAGGCCGAGGCCGCGGCGGCCGGCGCCCCCGAGGGCGCUGGGGGCGGGCCGGCGUUCGAGCCGCCGCCCAGGGCGGCCGAGGGGAGCGCGGGCGCCGCGGCGGGGGAGGACACGGGCUGGGAGGCCGUGGCGGAGGCGGCGGAGGACGGGGCCGACGUGGCCGAGCUGCUCGGGAUGGGGGCCGCCGCGUCUGCGCCGGCUGCGCCGUCCGCGAGCCAGGCUGAGGGCGGCGCCUCGAAGGAGUCCGUCGAGGAGGAGGUGGCGCGCAGGGUCCGCGAGGAGUUCGAGCGCGAGGAGAAGCGGGAGGCGGGUCCCUCGAACUGCGCACGGAUGCUCAAAGCGUCCGCGAACCGCGUCAGGGAGAGCGCGACAGGCAAGAUCGCGCUUCCGGCGCCGCUGGAGGCCAAGAUCCUCGACCUGAUGCAGUCCGACAGCGCCUCCGAGGCGGCGACCGAGGACUGUGUGCGGCCGCUGUCGGAGCCGAUCUUCUUCGACGGCGAGCAGCUGCGCGUGUUCAGCAUGCUGAGAUACCCGCCCACCUACCGGCUGAAGGUGAACUCGGCGACGAGGGCCUACGAUCGGCUCUACGAGUCGCACAAGCUGCUCGAGUCCCACGGCUUCGCGCCCGAGCACGUCCGGGCCGCCCUCGAGGCCACCCUGGGCCUGGACCUCCGGGCGGCGCUCGAGUGGCUGGUGCUGACGCUGCCGCCGGGCGCGGUGCCCACCCCGCUGGGAGGCGAGGGGGGCGAGGCCAUCAAGCUGUACGAGGGCGGCAAGUCCAAGAAGCCUUCGAAGAUCCCCGCUGCAGGGGGGGCGGCGGGCGGCCGCCCCGGGAGCCCGCCGCGGCCGCGGCCGCCGGGGGCGGGGCGGCGGAGCCGGAGGCCGUCGCGGGCGCGCCGGCCGAGGGCGCGGAGGAGGGCGCGGAGGGCGGCAAGGACGGCGAGGGCGGCGAGGAGAGUGCGCUGA
Molecule: messenger RNA, 993 nt
Organism: Prorocentrum cordatum
Lineage: Eukaryota; Dinophyceae; Prorocentrales; Prorocentraceae
Source: the annotation of a GenBank genome assembly